CAGGGGUCUUGUUUCCUGAAAGGUCUUGACCGGGAACAGGAGGAACUCAGAGACUCGGGUGGAUCUUUCCCACCAAUAUAGACUCUCCCAAGGAGCACCAUCAUCAUCUCCAUUGUAGUCCACUUCAGCUUCCCACUUCUCACAUCAUCCUAGUUAUAGUAACCUCUCUUCCUCACAACUCACCGCCAAGUAAUCAACUCAAGCUCAUCUGCUCAAUCCAGGCUCAAGUAUCACUGGGUAAGCUCUCGUACCAGCCAUAUCUACUCACACGGAAGACGUUCCAACUGCUGCUUGUGGGCUUGGCUUCCGGGUAGCUCAAUUCGCCGGUCCUCCAAUUUGAAGCCAUGUUGAUCAGUCUUUAGCGAGGAAGACUAUCUACCAGCCUGGCAAGGAAAACCCCCGUUGAUCUACUGGUGAUUGUGUAUGCCUUCGAUCACCAUUGCACCCUUUGCUAUAAAACUAUUAUCACUUGCUGGGUAAAAUCCCUAAAGUUGUGACUGCCAGUAUCGAUAUUCUGAAGCUUGCAGAACAGCCGCCCGUAGGACAUCUCCUAAUCCACUUGCUUUCCCUUGGCCCGAAGAGCUUCCCCCAAGGCGUGGGCGGUGGCUCUGGGAUUAAAUUUACAGGCCUACUGUGCUACUCUACCAAACAUAUUCAUCGAACCAGUAACACAUGUUUCUUGAUCUCGUGUUCGUUGAGGUGCUAGGAUUUCCUUCAGUUGACCGAAUUCAAUGGUAGACGCUCUGGCCGUCCUCACUCGUACCUUCUUUGUCCUGGUUCCUCUUUGUUCUCAUCCACUUCACUCUCUUCCCCCCUCUAUCCAUUUGCAGUCAUUCCCCAAUUAAAAUCGUCUAACCUCGCUGCAUGUCCUCUGGAUCGCCUUUUUUGAAGCACACAAAAGACUUCAGCGCUUUCUCUUCUUUUUUUUCUCCCCUCCCCCCCUUCCUUUCGAUAUUCCAUCGUCUCGAUUCUUCUCAAAGUAUUUUCAUCUCUCAAAAACUGUUCAAAGAGAACCCUUUUCUUCUUAGACUUUCUCCUUUCUCUCUCUCUCUCUCUCUCUCAGACUCUUUCUAAAGUCAUCAUCAUCCCGUAUUCCUCUUCGAUUGGCUGAUUGACCCACCUCCACAUAUUCACUCGCCCUUUUUCACCUCUUCCAUUUCUAAACAAAUUGUCGAAUCUGUUCUAAUCCUUUUGUGCUCGCUUACCUCUUUCCCCCCUCCACACACACCCUCUCGUCUAAUGUUCUAGUCGAUUUUUAUCUCAUGCGCUCCACCUGCUGGUCGCCUAGUCAAGUUUGACCAUCCUCGGACUGUGUUAUCCACCCCGGCUGUCGCCAGGAGUGAUCUUCAUCACUACCUAUAUCGCAACUGCUCAGGCGAUUUCCGCUUUCAACCAGCCAUGCCAAUCCUAGUCCACUCGCGUGCCUCAACUUUUCCUUUUCGUCGUCGACGCGCCUCUUCCCCCUAUGGUCGUGCUGCAUCAUCAAUGGAGUCAUUGAACAAUCCUACACUCCCUGAUGAACAAGCGACACUCACUGACAUGUCAUCUCACAUCAAACCCUCAAGCGUUUCUCAUUCAAACUUGAGUCAGGCCUAUCAUCAAAAUCAGCCUGAUCAAUCCUCAUCUCGCAUCCUACGCCCUUUCCGUCAUCCAAGUACUCAUUUCGAAAAAUUUCAAGCCAAGAUCUCCAGCGUCAGGCUAAGGUCAUCCACCCUCAAUCCCACAAGCAGCAGGUCAGCCAGUCAUACUGGCUCCACGACAGAUAUCUCGCCCUCGACUCAAUCUCUCAACCCUUCCCGCAAGAUGCCAGUUGAAAUCAGAUUACCCUGGGAGAGCACCCACUCCGAGGAACUUUCAAGAAGACCCUUAAAUAAUUCUCAACGCCCGCCUCCAGAUUCACAUUCUCGUAUCGGCCCAUCACCAUCUCUCGUAUCGAUUGACCAUAACUCUGACUCGUCAUCUCAUCUUACCUUGACGAGUGAACCCAGUUCGAACAAACUUUCCAAGUCCAGCCCUUGGAGCUCAAACUCACCGCCAGAGCUCGAACUUGGCUUUUCUUUCAACUCUCCGAGCCUACUCAGCGGCCUCCCCUACUGCGAAGACUCUCUUCCAUCCGACUCGGCCUCACCCGGUCUCCCUAACAAUCCAGCAGUUCCAUUCGGCAUCUCUACUAUUGAUGGUAGAUCAAGUGCAUCCGAACCAACGACUGUAGCCACAUUUUCAGACUCUUCAAAUUCUCGAGAGAUGGCUUGUUCAAUGCCUCGAUCACAACAGGCUAUUCAUCUUUCUGAGCCCAUUGACCGGUCCCCAAUAGUCAACCCAUACGUCAAUGGCGCAUCUUCAAGCUUGACAUCCCGUGUGCGACCCACUCCUUCACCGAGAAACAACUUUCCAAUCAGGCUAAAUGGGCCUACUAUCGAAUCCCCACCCUUGCCGCUGUCACCUACUCACCACCCAUCCAGUCCAUCUACCCCUAUGCGCGCUUUACCUAUGUUGAACUCCUACCCUGUCACAUCGAAUCAAGUCAGGCAACCUACAGACUCAUCAGGAUCAAGCCUUGGCGAUCAUGGAUCUGCUGAGUAUGAAGUUGAAGCUGAAGACCAGGCGGGAUCUGAUGACACGGAUGGCGUAUCUGAUGAGGGAAGUCCACAGGUCGAUCGCCACCCGCAAGAACAGCCGCCAAUGCUCACCCCCAAGCUUUCGACUCAGGCUGCCGACCAAUUUAAUUCGACUCAGGAGCCCACAGCCCACACAUGCCGGCAUGAAUGGAUCAAUUUUGACUCCAACACACCACCGGUGUCUCAGCAUAAGCCAACACCUCCUCAUCAGCGUUCACCCCAACUCUCAGCAUCAUCGAGUAACCAUACCUCUUACUUUAAUACCCCAAGUGACACCAAAUCUUCUACUGCUCAGUCCCUUGGUGAUCGGGCCAGGCUCUUACUGCUCACAACUCCCUCAUCAUCUCUAGCACCGCCUCCCCGUCCGGCUCGACCAAUGCUCGCCUCCCAUCGUAGCCAUUCUGCCUCGCGUCUGGACAACAUCUCUGUCAGCCAGCAUCCAACCGAAAGUCCAAGCGUGACGAUCAGUCCUGCUCCUAAACCCAAAUCACCUUCUCCCUGUGAUCCGAAGCCGAUAACACAACUUCCUCCCGUGAUUGUUGCAGAUGUGGACAACCAAACCCUAACCAACAAAGCGUUGACGGCCGUAAGGAGACAGCCGACUUCACAGUCCGCAUUCCUACCUCCUCCGUCUUCCUUUUCAUAUCGCCAUCAGUCUAUGUACGAACUACGGCCUGCUGCCAGUUUACCAUCUUACGAAGCUUCACUCCAAAGUUCAGGCAGCACAAGGCAUGUGGUUCUGCCUCGAGAAGAAGAGGGUCGGGAAAAGCUACCGUCGUACAGCUGCGCAAUUCACCUUGAGGGCUGGAUGCCACGGAAGAUGGAAUUCAAAUCUCCUGGCGUUCAGGCCAAGGACCGAGCAUGGAAACGACAAUAUGUCAUUGUGCAUGGCACGAUGAUUCGUGUCUACCGCUCCGAUCCUCAUACACACAUGUUAUCUGGGUCUGAGGACCCGUAUAGCUCCAACUUUGUCCACGGCAAAUCCAUUUCCCCCCUGGCAUCAAAAUGUGGAAUCACCUCAAAAGCCAACCCAUCCGCUGCACCCCCGCUACAUUUCCAUCAAGGUCAGUAUGACUCGGCGCCAGUGACUUCGUUGAAAGAAGCAGCACUUGUCAAAGCUACCCAGCUUCCUACCCAUCACAACUGUCUCCAUCGAGUGUAUUCUCUCCAGAAUGCCGAGUCUGGUUUGGCCGCGGAUUAUGUCAAGAAGAAGUACAUCGUUCGGGUCCGGGCCGAGGGCGAGCAGUUUCUUCUGCAGGCAAAGGACGACCGCGGGGUGAUUGAUUUGAUCGAAGCCUUGCAAGCGGCCACCAAUGUCAGUCUGGACCUUGACAUACGCCCCUUACCAAAGUUCAUCACUCUGCCGCGACGACGACGGAGACGUCGCAUCGUCCCCCCAUCCGCUGCAACCGGAACAUCCGGCCGCCCUCAUCGGGUCGCCGGAAGAGAACUCGGGGCCGCCGUCGUCGAAGGGAUGGUUGCUGAGGCUGAGGCUAGUCAUCGUCGUCGCUUGCAACAACAGAGAGAGUCUGCCGUUUGGGCUGACGAUAGUGGCGAUCGGAUGGCUGAUAUGCUUGCUGAAGAACAGGAAGCUUACAUGCAAGGUCGCAGUUAGAUGUUGGCCUCCUCCUGCGACUUCGAUCAACCCCCCCAAAAAACCCCGUCCAUUCUUUGCACAUCUCUGCAACAGCCGCCUCGUCAUGACCUUCACCUGCACUUAUAUAUAUACACAUAUAUAUUUUGAUAUUUCAUAAUGGACUUUUUUUCUUAGAUGCUUAUCAUUCCUUUCCUUUCUUUUUCAUUUUCUAAAAGCAGAAGAGAUCUUUACAGCCCUUCUGCAUUACCUCUUUAGUCGUUUUUUUUCUCUUUUUUUCUUUCUCUCUUCAUAUCUAUGUUGAUCUUUACUAAUCAAAAGAAACGGUAUACCUUCUUUGGCUUACUUCUUUUUUUUAAAUUUUGCAUUUUUUUUAUUCUUUCUUUACUUUGUUUGUGUUGCCAAUCAAAGACAUUUUUUCCCAUUUCUUUUUUCUUUUUGAUUACUGUUGUCUUUUCUUCCUCACUUUUCUUCAGUUGUCCUAAACAUACAUACAUACAUGCAUUGUUCUUUUUCACAGAUUUGUGUUCUACAUCUUUCUUUUUUUUUGGUUCUGUUUUGUUUGUUGUUGGAUUCAAAUAACUUACACAACCAAAUAAUCUCAACAACCAAGCAACACCAGAGACCCCUGUUGGUGUUUCAAUUGAUGGGUGGAGUUCAUUGUCACAUUCUGUUUCAUUUCAUUGAUCAUCACAUCUUUGUCUUUUUAUCAUUGUUUUUUUUUUUAAAAACCUUCUGUGGGUUCCUUCUGAGGGUUACUUUGCUUGGGUUUUUUUGUGUUAGUUAGCUUUGGGGGAGGGGUAUAUAUCAUGAGUACUUAUGAUGAAACCUCCUCUUUGAUCAGUCUCUCAUUCCUUCCUUAUUAUCUCAACCCCGUCUAUCCUUCUCCAAACAAAUGAAAACCCGGCUCAUUUCCUUGAGUUGGCGGUACAAUCAAACAUCUACUUUUGUUUUGGUCAACACAUAUAAAACUGGGCUGAGAAGUAAUGUAUUCUUAACUUUUUUUGGGGGGGUGU
Puccinia graminis f. sp. tritici CRL 75-36-700-3 is the source of this 5228-nucleotide messenger RNA. RefSeq lists its product as uncharacterized. NCBI's taxonomy places the organism in Eukaryota, Fungi, Basidiomycota, Pucciniomycetes, Pucciniales, Pucciniaceae. The record is from RefSeq and is a predicted model, not a curated record. The transcript is spliced from 3 exons. Bases 1399 to 4233 code for a protein of 944 amino acids.